AUGGAACCCUCCGCGAACUUCCGACGAUGCAGUGCUGAGCAAAAGGGAAGACAAGCUGCUUUGGACAGACAGGUGUUUGUUAGGAGGGACAGAUGUGGCAUGUGUUUCAACUUGGUAGCGGAGCUAUGGCUCCUGCUCCUGCUAUCAGUUGUUGCACUUGUCACAUUUGUCGUGGUGUUCGCUCCAACUAGUGUUGAGACAGCCAUCAAGGAUGCGGUCAACAGUGGACGUGAUGAGAUGUGUGUGCAGUUUCCGAUGUUGUGCCGCAGGACCACUUUUAGCACUACUCUGGCAAUCUCAACAGCGAACAGUUUUGGGGCGGAUAACAGUCAGUUUGGGGAACAAUCGACCAUGUCUACAGCCAUUCUGGCAACCACGACAACUAGUGGUGUGACAAGCGUGCCCAACAACGAUGGAUCCAUUGCAACGAGUUUCAACAUGGAUGGUUUGGUAACUGAUCAUCCUGUUUUGACCACUAUCAGAACCAUGCUGGCAACAUCGACAGACAAGGCAGAAGAGCGACGCAUGGUGGAGCUCUUGAGACGAGCUAUGAAGAGGUCGCAUGAAGAGGUUGAGACCGCAAUGGAGCGCCUGGAGCAGAUGAGUUUGUCCUUACAACAGGACAUGGGACCAGCCGAGAUGAUCAAGCAUUUGCGUGACAUUGGACUUUUGGAUGGUUCAGACAAUGAUGAUGAUGCAUCACUGUUUGAGGUGAACGCAAGUGCUCUGGUCAGACCCAAUGCAACUCCGAUGAUGCAUGAUCCCUGGUGGUACGAGGACAUUGAUGCUGAACGUGACGACGACGACAGCUGGACAACUGGUGGAAGGUUGGCUGAACAUGUCAGCCGAAGUGCAAUGAAUCUGACUGGUGUGAAUGACUCGCAAUCAGUGCAUGUGAACAACAGCCGCAUGUAUGCAGACCCCAGCCAACUGUUUUCAAUGCAUGAUCCAUUCAGACGUUUGUCCAACAAGCUUUCAGUGUCAAGUUGGUCAGUCAAACACCGACUCCAUGUGAUCUAUGUUUUUCUGGGAACAUGUUUGAUUCUGGCCUCAGUUGGGAUGAUGCACGCAGGGAACCGACAACAUCAAGGACAAGGACAUCAUGGUCCGCGCAUGGGACCUAACUACACUGCUGAUGUGGGGACCGCAACAUUGAAGACCCCGCCGAGUUGGUCUUAUGAAAACAGCCAUCAGUAUUCCUUAAGAAGCUGGUUGAGUGAUGUCGUUCUAUGGAGCAAUGCUACCGAUCUGGAGCCAGACAGGCAUGCGCCUGCUGUUGCUCUGGUUGUGACAGGUGCUGCAAGAGACCUCAUACGUGAGUUGCAGCCGCAACAGCUUCGAGAAGGUGUGUGGGAACAAGGGGUACACGUUUCUGGACUCCUUUUACUGUGCAGAACUCUCGCACGGCAUUAUGCGCCGAUGGAAACUGAGCUGCAAACCCGCAGCAUGGCUGAGCUGGUAGGUUUCUCAAGACUCAAUGGAGAAAACAUGGAUGCAGCACUCACUAGGUUUGAAGUCCUCAAACACAGAGCAAUUCAGAGGGGUGGUUUCGCCAUGAAUGCAGCCACGAUGUCAUACAUCCUUUUGAAUGGUUUGAGACUUCGUCCAGAGCAGUGGGAUCGAAUGUUGCUUCCACUUGACGGUGAAAUGCCAGUCAAUGACCAGCAGUUUCAACAGUUGUUUGAGAGGUUGAGACGAGUAGGUAGAAUGAAUGAGGGUGCCUUCAUGCCUCCAAACCGCCAAGGUGCAACAGGUGAAGUAGGUGCUUUUUACUUUCCGUCAUUUGGUGAACCGGCGCCCCCAAUGGCCCCUGGUUACCAGACCUACUAUGGUGGACCGCCGAGCAUGAAUGCCGAUGCACAAGCACCCAUGUCGCCUCCUGAUGUCCCGAUGUCCAAUGGUGUCAACAUGUCAGCCAGUUUUGCCGUCAUGUCUGAAGAUGAGGACCAAUGCCCACGAUGUGGAAUGUUUUAUGCAGAUGAUGAAUUUUCUUCAGGAACUGAAACUGAUGAUGGUGAGACAGACAAUGAAGUGACAACACUGUAUGGCAAUCUCAGUGAAGAUUCAGCAAAACUUGGAAAUGAAUUGUACGAAGCCUACUUGGUAGCUAAACGAAGAUGGAGACGGUUUUCCAACAAACCGCCACGUAGGUAUCGCCGAAAUCAUUUCAACAAGUUCAGACACAAAUCCAACAUGCAAAAGAUGCAACGGUAUGGAACAAGCUAUGCAUCUUUCUUGCCACCUGGUGCUUUUGCUGCGCACCGAGGACCUGGAGGAAAAGCUUCUGGCAAGGGCCGCAAUGGUCGACAGAAUCCGCGUGGCCGUGACGGUCAGCCGCUGAAGUGUUUCAAAUGUGGCUCCACUGAGCAUCUUGCCAAAAGAUGUUCAAAGCCUGACAGCCAAGGUCAACAGCAGAUGGCCAUGUUGACAGGUAUAGGUGGUUCGAACCUUCAGUUUUUUGCCAGAGGUGUCAGUCAUCAGUCCGAUACCGCAAGCCGUCCGUCAUCCGAUGUUGGUGCCUCCCAUGUGUUCACAACCAUGCGCAUGCAAACAGGUGAGUUGGUCUCCCGAACUUUUGAAGCCGAAUCAAUUCAUUCCAGUGCCCCAUCAUCCAAGCGUAGUUUCUUUGAUGAUUUGGAAUCUCUGAGGAGUGCCAGUAGCAACAACAAGCGUAGGGUUGACACAGCUGUUGAAGAUAAGAGGGAUGAAUAUGCAGAUAACCCUGAGCCGCGUUUUCCACCACCAACUGAGCCGGCUCCAACAGCACAGCAGUUGCAGAUGAAAGCAGCCGUUGUUGUGAAUCAACCCGUAGCUGAAUGGACAUCUUUCAUGGUUGGCAGUUUAUCAAGUAGCAGUUCUGCCCCAGCACAGCCCAGGAUGUCGUCCACCGAAGCCUUGUUGUCUGGUCUUGAGUCUUCCAGGUCAUCUCCAAGUCAAGCCAUCACAGCCGAUGAUGCACAGGAUGCUGAGUCUCCGAGCCGCCCAACACGACCAACCAAGCAGAAGCAGAAAGAAAUCAGAUCAGCAACCACUUUGCAGUUGUCGCAGCUUUUGUCGAACAUGCCUGGUUCACAACCUGAUCCGGAAAGUUCUGAGACAAUCGAAGCCAUCGAGCAACAGCUCAGAACGCAUGCCCGCAAGAAGCUGCUGGAUGAACCACUUCAUGUCAGUGGGGUAGGCAAGAGCGCCCAGUGUGCCACAACUGCAGUGUCCGUCGAUUUCGAUUUAGGAAUGUUGGUUGAUGGUCAUGACAGUGCGCCAGAGUUGGGUUGCACAUACACCGCUCCUGUGAUUCCCAACAGCCAGCUGCCGAUGUUGCUUGGACUGAAAUCUCUUCGUGCCAAGCGUGCCAUCCUGGAUACGCAUGGAAGACUCCUGAUCUUGCCGGGUGAAGGAGGUGUCAAGUUCAGAGUGAGCCCAGGUACUUUGGUUUUGCAGUUGGAAGACAGUGAAUCAGGUCAUCUCAUUCUGCCAAUGAGACCGCCGAUGGACCCUGUGGACUACAGGACUGUUCGCAGUGACCGCAGGACGAUGGAAGAACACAAGUUGAAUUUCAACACUCACUGUCGUGCAGCCAGAACGCCAUCGCCAACACGCACUCCUGUUCAUGCAACCAGAGGUCCAUAUCAAAAGGAUGGUUGUCGCAUCCUCACAGGUGUCCAAGAGCCAAGUCAGCCCAUCAAUUCUCAGCAGACACGACGUUUGUCCGAUGUGCAUGGUGUCAGGUCGUCUGAGGCCUCCAGGACACCGAGAACAGGAAGAAAUUCUGCACCGCCUGAGCCACCAAGAGCAGGACGAAAUGCUGCACCGCCCGAGCCUUCUGGACCACCACCUGUCAGGGCAGAGCCGAAUCCCUGA
Messenger RNA from Cladocopium goreaui, 3858 nucleotides. The record is from the annotation of a GenBank genome assembly. Lineage: Eukaryota; Dinophyceae; Suessiales; Symbiodiniaceae.